Molecule: messenger RNA, 1200 nt
Organism: Paraglomus brasilianum
Lineage: Eukaryota; Fungi; Glomeromycota; Glomeromycetes; Paraglomerales; Paraglomeraceae
Source: the annotation of a GenBank genome assembly
AUGCCUUGCAAUCCCUCAGUAGGAGGAGUAGCCAAAGGAAUAGUAGUGCGCGAAAUUGAUGCCUUAGGUGGAGAGAUGGGAAAAGCAGCAGACGCAACCGCUCUUCAAUUUAAGUUAUUAAAUACUUCGAAUGGUCCGGCCGUGCAAGCCCUUCGCGUUCAAUCCGACAAAAUUGCUUAUGGCCGCUACAUGCAAGAAGCAGUAAAUAAUCAACAAAAUUUGACAGUUAUUGAAGGAGCCGUUAAAAACUUGUUAAUUGAAGAAGGAAAAAUUAAGGGAGUAGAAUUAAACAACGGCAAAACUUUUUCAGCAAAAAUAGUAAUUCUAACUACCGGGACCUAUUUACAACCCAUUACUUAUAAGGGUAAAGAAAGCAAAAUUGAAGGACCGGACGGAGAAAAAAAGGUGGUAAAUAAUAUUUCUCAACAAUUACAAGAAUUAGGAUUUAAAUUAAAACGUUUUAAAACCGGAACUUCGCCCCGUAUUUUAACUAAUGCUAUUGAUUUUUCUAGUUUAAAAGUAGAACCGGGUACCAAUUUACCCCUCCGAUUUUCUUCCCGAAGUAAUUAUAAAGAAUUAUUGCCACCUGAAAAACAAUUGCCCUGUUAUCUGCUCCAUACUAAUGAAAAAACUCACCAAAUUAUUCGGGAAAAUUCUCAUCUCUCACCAAUUUUUUAUAAGGAGGAUAUUGGCACUGGACCGCGCUAUUGUCCUAGCAUUGAAGACAAAAUUUACCGAUUUGCUGAUAAAGAAAGGCACCAAAUAUUUUUAGAACCAGAGUCUCGGGAGUUAGACACUACUUAUAUUCAAGGUUUAUCAACUUCCUUGCCGGCUGAAAUUCAAGCCGAAAUUUUAAAAACUUUGCCGGGAUUAGAAAAUCUAGAAACUAAACUAAUUGAGGGUUUUUUCACCGCCGGUCAAAUUAAUGGCACUACUGGCUAUGAGGAAGCCGCCGCCCAAGGGCUAAUGGCCGGAAUAAAUGCCAGUCGCAAAUUAAAAAAUCGGGAACCAUUAAUUUUAAAGAGGGACCAGGCCUAUAUUGGGGUGUUAAUUGAUGAUUUAACAACGAAGGAAAUUGCUGACCCUUACCGACUUUUAACUUCCCGAGCUGAAUACCGUUUAUUAUUACGACAUGACAAUGUCUAUACUCGCCUCUGGCCGAUUACCCGUCAACUAGGACUUUUACCUGACAAAGAGUGA